Molecule: messenger RNA, 963 nt
Organism: Eutrema salsugineum
Lineage: Eukaryota; Viridiplantae; Streptophyta; Magnoliopsida; Brassicales; Brassicaceae
Product: PLASMODESMATA CALLOSE-BINDING PROTEIN 1
Exons: 4
Coding region: 170-814 (214 amino acids)
Source: RefSeq, a predicted model, not a curated record
AGGACACACAACAAGUAGCCACUCUCAUCUCAUCCCUCUCUCUCUCUCCCUCUGUUUACUCCACUUUCUCUUCUUCUUCUUGUUCUUGCUCUAGAGAUCUCUAUCUCUAUCUUCAUUCUUUUCUCUUUCCCUCUAGAAGACUACUGUGACAUUCUGUCUGAACGCAUCUAUGGCUGCUCUGGUGCUUUCACUUCUUCUUCUAGCCAUGGCUGGCCAUUCUAGUGCCUCAUGGUGUGUGUGCAAAACAGGGCUGAGUGAUACAGUGCUACAGAGUACCCUAGACUAUGCCUGUGGCCAUGGAGCAGACUGUAAUCCCACUCACCCUAAAGCACCUUGCUUUAACCCUGACAAUGUUAGGUCUCAUUGCAGCUAUGCAGUUAAUAGCUUCUUCCAAAAGAAGGGUCAAUCUCCUGGAACUUGUGAUUUCAGUGGCACUGCCACUCCAACUAACACUGAUCCCAGUUAUUCGGGAUGUACCUUCCCUACUAGUGGCAGCGGCUCUGGAGGCUCUGGCGGCUCUGGCGGCUCUAGUGGCUCUGGAGGCUCUGGUGGCUCUAAUGGCUCUAGCGGCAGCACCACUGUGACACCUGGCACAACCAAUCCAAAAGGUGGCUCAACCACCACCACACUUCCUGGUGGCAACAGUCCUUAUUCAGGAAAUCCAACCAAUGGAGUUUUUGGAAACAGUAGCACAGGGAUUAACCCGGACUACUCGACAGAAAGCAGUGCGUUUGCUCUCAAGAACUCAAGCAAAUUGUUCAUAUGCCUUCUCGUGAUCGCUUCGAGUGGAUUCUAUUCUUUCUUGAUGCUCUAGGGAUGUUAAUGUUCUCUGGUUUUUGUGGGUGCACUUGGUUAUUGUCUCAAGGACAUUGGUCUAGCUUAGUGGUAAUAUUUAUCUGUGUUAUGGGUCUAUGUUAUGUUUUUGUUGUAAGAUGAUUUCAGCUAAUGUUUUUACUCUUACUA